Molecule: messenger RNA, 255 nt
Organism: Funneliformis mosseae
Lineage: Eukaryota; Fungi; Glomeromycota; Glomeromycetes; Glomerales; Glomeraceae
Source: the annotation of a GenBank genome assembly
AUGUAUUUAUAUUUCUGGAUAACUACAACCACAUCAUCGUCCAACCGUCCGGAAAAAGGGAAGCGAAAGAAAACGAGGAAAGAAGAACCAGAAAAAAAAAAGGAACGAAGAAUGCUUAAAAAGUUCGUGAAAAUAACAAAUUAUCCUUACGAAAAGUCCUCCAUCAUUGAGAAAGAGUUGCCACUUGGACAUUUGGAAGAAUUUCGACCGAAAUUAGUCGAUCCAGAUAAAAGGCUACCUGUCUCUUUAGGAUGA